AGCACGCAGGAGGAAGGCGCGGCAGAUGGGGCGAGGAGCUGGCGAGGUGCAGGACGACGCGUGGUGGCAGCGAUCCGUGAGCUGUUGCGGGUCCAGGGUGCGGAAAUCAGGUCGGGAAGAGCAGGAGUUGUGAAUGGGGUGGUGCAGCGGGAGCCAGCUGGAGCCUGCGAGUCGCUGUGACGUCGUCCUGCUAUCGAGGGGCUGUGAGAGCCCGCAGCUCCCCUGGGAGGAUGGACACCCUGAAGAACCGGAGCGUGGAGGAGCUCCGGGAGCUGCAGGAAAAUGCCGAGGAGAUCGAGCGCCUGGCCCUGGAGUCGAGGGAGGUCCAGGAGCUGCAGCUGGAGAGGGAGAUGGCGCUCGCCGCUAACCGCAGCUUGGCCGAGCAGAACCUGAAGUUCCAGGAGCCCCUGGAGACGGGGCGCUCCCACCUCUCCCGCAAGUACGAAGAGCUGCAGAAGCUCGCCGAGCGCUGUAAGGAGCAGAAGGCGAAACUGGAGAAAUUUUCAGCAGCAAUGCAUCCCCAGAUGUUGCUGGAUCUCCUGCAGGUGGAAAGCCAAAAAAUCGAGGAGGAGUCUGAGAAAAUGGCUGAGAAGUUCCUGGAGGGCGAGGUGGCCCUGGAGACCUUUCUCGAGCAGUUUUCCGUGAUGAGGAAGCUGUCCCACUUGCGCCGGGUCAGGGUGGAGAAGCUGCAAGAGAUCCUGCGGAAGUCGGCAGCGCCGCCGGAGCCUGGCAGGGACUCGAAGCAGCAGCAGCUGCCUCCUCACGCCCCUGCAGACACACCGAAGCCGCAGCCUGUCCCCUCGGGGGCACCUUCCUUCCCUCUGCCCUACAGCCCGGCCCCAGGCAUGCCGGUCGGCCCCACAGCCCACGGAGCUCUCCCGCCCGCUCCUUUCGCUGGCGCCCCGGUCACCGUGGGACACGUUGCUGCCUCGCAGCCCGGCACCCAGCCCGCGUUUCCCUGCCAGCCUCCGGAUGCCGGCUACCCACCCGCGCAGGCCGCCAGCUCCGUGCCGGGCUACCCCAGGCCUCCCUCGGGAGCCCCGUCCUCUGUGCCAGCCUACUCCUGGUCUCCGUCCAGGGGCCCGCCACACGCCCCCUCCUUUCCGGGCCCUCUGCCCUCCACUCCGCCGCCCAGACCCGGCUACCCUCCCUACGCACCCCCCGGGGCAGGGAGGCCGCAGUGCCCCUACCCGACCCAGCCUCCCCUUCCCAGUUUCCCAAUCCCCCCGCAGCCUCCCUACCCCCCGAGGCCUCCCUUUGGGUACCCCCCGCCACCAAACCCUCAGCACCCCGCUUGGCCUGGCUACUGAACGGGGACUCGGGCAGCGUGCUCCGCUGCUCCCUGGGCUCUGCUGCUCCCUCAUCAUGGGCUGAGGAAGAGGAAGGAGCGAGCCGAGAGCAUGGUGUAGGAUGAGAGACGUGGCAGGGGGUCGCAGCUGCACCUCUGGGUUCGGUUUGGGACGAUUGCUGGUGGGCUGGAGUGGCCGCCCUGCCCAGUCCAUCUGUCCAGGCUCCGUUUGAAAAUCCAGGCAGUCAUCGAGGUACUGGUGUGGGGCACGUGGGAGCGAUGUGCACUGACAGCACCCGCUGGGAGCCUGACGGUGGGAAUCACUGACAGUAUUUCUGACACAAAAUACUCACGGCCCUCCUGGAACUGAGAGGCAGAGCCAGCCCGGCCUGCACUCGUAAUGCGUCGUAGCAGGGAGAAGCAGCGAGCCAGCCCCCUGGGGCCAGGCCUCGAGGUGUGUCUGUGUGGGGUGACUUCAGAACCAGCUCUGCCUGAGGUGUUCCCACGGGCUGUGAGGUCAGGUUUCCCUCGGCCCAAUCCAGGUGCUCACGGCUCACUGGGGAGCAAAAACUGGGGCGGUUUUCUGGGGUGCUGCCGGCUCCAGCCAUCCUUGUGUUCCCCUCUCUCCUCAGGAAACACUAGGUAACGGGGUGCCCCCAGCUCCUAAUGGAAAUGGGAUCUGCUUUGCUCAGCACUUUAUCCUACGAAUCCUGCUUGUAUCCAUGUAAGUUAUUUAUAAGGAACAGUUACUAAUGGACUAGAAAAAGGAAUGCUUUGGGGGUCUGGUGGACGUAGUUCCGUAUCGUGGUUAAUUACAGUAAUAAAACUCAAUGGAUUGCACGUGAGGUCACAGCAGUGGUUGCUUUCGGAAAUGGCAGGGCAUCCAGUGGUACUUUCUAUCGAUCUUUUAGUGCCGUCCUGGCCUCCUUACACCAGCUUCCUCUUGAUUUUGUCAAUAAAAGCUUUCACCCUCUUGCAGGA
Molecule: messenger RNA, 2269 nt
Organism: Oxyura jamaicensis (ruddy duck)
Lineage: Eukaryota; Metazoa; Chordata; Aves; Anseriformes; Anatidae
Gene: VPS37C
Product: VPS37C subunit of ESCRT-I
Exons: 5
Coding region: 231-1310 (359 amino acids)
Biological process (GO): ubiquitin-dependent protein catabolic process via the multivesicular body sorting pathway; protein targeting to membrane; protein targeting to vacuole
Cellular component (GO): ESCRT I complex
Source: RefSeq, a predicted model, not a curated record